AAUAAUUGAAAAUAAAAAUAAUAAUACUUAGUAAUGGAGGAAGGUGCAACAAUAGAAGAAACACUUGUUUUAGAAUGGACCACUGCCGUAGAAGCACUUGACUCUGAAAAUAUUAAAGAGCUGUUUGACAUUCGACCCAGUUUAUUGUGGACUCCACUUUUACCUCUGGCUCAUCUCGAAACAGACUUUUCACACUUUAUUCAACGCUUGAAGGAUUAUAAAUUAUUAGGGACUUCUAUACGUCCUUUAUACGCCCUUCACCAUAUCUUGUUUGACUAUGGUGUCCCUGAUGAUGAAUGGGCACCAGAGAGAAUUGAGCUUGUAGAAUAUAUUUUAAAGAAUACAAAAGAUAAUGAAUUGAAUACUUGUUUCUGGGGUACAGAGGAAAACACCGUGAUACAUUUAGCUUACUUCUUACAACAAGACGAAUUAAUACAACAGUUGAAAGACUAUGGUGCUGUAACUACAAUUCCUAAUAAAAACGGGCUUUUACCCACCAUCCCGGAUGCUCAACCCCAAGUCAAGCUUUUAAAAACGAAGCCUGUUGUCGCCAAAGAUAAAGCGCUAUCCACAAACGCAUCGGAUAGAUUUAAACGGCUUCGCGAACUGGCAGAAUCUCCCAACGUAAAUAAACCCACAUCUACAGAGCGACAAAAUUCCACGCGUCGUUAUUUUAGACCUGGACAUUUGGAAGAAAGAAAGCGUCGAGUAUUGAGUGAAGAAGAAGAAGCAGAAUUAGAAAAAAAGAUCUUUAUACGUCAAAAGGAAGUUGAUCAGUUGGCUCAACGAUCUGCAGUAAAAAACAAUCCAUUAUUUAAAAAGUUCGAAGAACAAAAACAACAAAAAGAAUUGGAUGCAAAGAGAACGCCUUCUCUUACCGCUGCCUCUGCUGUCAGGGACCGAAAGAAGUUGCUAGGUGCUGCAGAUCAGAUUCGCCGUACUUCGCGGGUCAUCAAUUCGCUAAAAGAUCGAUCCUAUGUUUCUUCGAGUGUAUUUCGUCAAGCUCAAGAAGCGGAAGCCGCGGCUAAUAGUGUUCGGAGUGGCAAGUCGUUGCACGUACCUACCUUAGCCAAGUUGCGUGGAUCACCCAUUACAAGUCCUAUCGCAAGUCCCAUCGCAAGCCCCAUAGCAAGUCCCGUUGCCAGUGACAAUGAAGAAGAGAAAGAUUUACAGACGGAUAAUUUGGAAAAAAACGAACUAAAAAAAAAAGACGAGGAUUUAAUUGAACCUGAAGUGAAAAUCGUGAUUACAGAAACCAGCAUCAAUGAUAGCGUAGUUAAAAACGAGAUCCCCAAAGAGAGCGAUACUUCCCUUAAACAAAGAAUAAGCACCGAUGAUAAGCGUGAUGUAACAGAAGACGAAUUAGAAGCACUCUCGGUUGGUCGUCUAGGAAAUCGUGAUAUUUCAUCCAAUUUAAAACCGACUAAAAAAGAAAUCGAAAUCGCAUCCAGCAAAGUCAAAGACAUUGUCAAUGUUCACGAACAUCUAAACGAUGAGGACGAGCGUGAGAUUUACACGGUAGGAAAAAAGUUCGAAGUUUGGAAAAAGGAGGUAUCAGAAGAAGAAAUUGAUAUACAAAAAACUGCCACAGUCAAAAAAACGGUUGAUAUAUCGCCUUCCUCUAGUCAAGAACUUCUUUCUUCUCCCCAGACACUUCCACUACCAGAAGAAACUUUUGCUGUAGUAGAUCAUAUAGAAAAGUCUUUAUUAACAAGCAUAGACAAUGAAAAUCGAAACAAAGAAAGGUCAUUACCGGUUAAAACCAAAUCCGAUUCUGUCACAGUUAAAAAGGAUGUCAAAAUUCCAGACUCCUUUUCUGUCGCUGUCAAGGAUAAAGUACAGAUAGUGAAUGAAAUUUUGGCCACCAAUGAAAAAAAUGCAGCCGUCGCCAACAAAGAAAAGACGGAGGUGAGUUAUGCGUAUAAAAAUAAUUCUUCAGACAAGCUGGAUCAAGUGGCAUCGACACAAUCCUCGAUAGAAAGAAAUAUUCCUACUUCAGUAAUCAUACCAAACGAUAAAUCUAUUACCAUAACACAGCCUUUACAUCAACCCCAGUCGACUAUGGAAGAUAAAGAGCCAUGUAUUGAUAUGCCUACAGCAGUAAAGAAUCAAAAUAAAAUCAAGCCGACUACACUGUUAUCCCCAUCAUUACUACAAUCGGACGAUAGAACAUAUAAUGUGGUCCGGUCUAUGGAAGAUAACAAGCCCAGCAACCAAUUAGAAAUUCUAGCAACCAAUUUAUCUGUAAAUGGUCAAAAUUUAGACAAAGAUCACACUCUUUUAAACAACUUGUGUCCCGAUAUCAAAACACAGGCAUCUGUUAAUUCUGCAUUCAAAGAUCAAUAUGCAGAAAAUUCAAAAGAUGCAUUGCCGAGUGAAACAAUAGAAAAGGCGGCUUUUGAUAAAGUGGAUGGCUAUAACAAUAUGCCCGGAAGUGUAAUUCCUACUGUAGUUAAUAAGACCGAAAUAACGCCAGCUAUUGUAGAAUGUAAUGACGAUAAUAAAACUUCACUUAGAGAUGCUGAAGAAAGUAACACCCAAGUAUUCAACAAAGCAAACAUGAGUAUCACACCUAUUUUACCAAGCAAAACAACUGAGCUGAUAGAAGAAACAUCUGAUUCAGAUGUAUCCGUAGACGACAGCCCAACCCCAAUUAUGUUAUCUACUAACCAUGAAGCAGAAACAUUUGAUAAAGUUGCUGAUACAUAUGCUGUAUCACCUAACUUCAACAAAGCACCCGCUCCUGGAAAUACUGACGACACUUUUGUGGCAUCUCAAUCAAGUUCAAAUAUUCCGAGAAAAACGGAUUCUUUCGCUAGCAGUCAGUUCUUCUCAGACGACGAUGAUGAUUCUAGUGAUGAGUACUUUAGCCAAACGCAAGUUGCGGAAAAGCAAUCCUUGAAUAGUGUACCACCAUUUAAUACAACAUUGGAUCAGCCGGACACACAAUCUGAAUACCAGUCUGAUUAUGAAUACGAUGCUUCGUCAUUUUUAGAUGAUUUGACUUUUGAAGAUGAUAUAGUGGCAAAUACUUCCCCUAUGCCAUCUAACAACAAUGAGCCUACGAUACAUAUUGAGCACGAUAUAUCUGAUGACGAGGAUGAUAUGACAAAUAUCCCUUCUAUAGACACCAACGCACCACCAGAAGAGGCCAACCAUGUUAUAUGUCUUGAAAUCAGCACAAAUAAAAGUCGGAUGAUGAUUGAAGAAGAAAGCGAUGAAGAUGAAGCUUCAACACCAACUCUAGCGACUUUUAAAAAGACACGGGCUAUCGAAAGCAGUGACGAUGAAGAAAGUAGGACAGAAUGGAAUACUGUGUAUAAAGGGCUUAUGACAGAUCAACAAGAGAUUGAAUUUGAAGAAGAUAUUUUGGAGCAACAUCAUAAGACGCUUGAUCCAAGCCGAGUCUCAAUUUCUUCCGAUUUAGAUGAAACAAGUAUUUUACAAACCUUGUCGAUCCAGAAUGAACAACGUCUAAGUAAAUGGACAAAUAAACGACAGAGUGGCAGCCAAAGAAACCAUUGGUCGAUAGGUAUUCAGGAUGCUAUGAAACGAGAGUCUAUGCUAAGCAAAGGCGGCGAGAGUGUAGCAGCAAGUGAGGCCUCCAGUGAUCAGUGGUAUGAUCCUGAUGAUGAAUGGAAUGAACAAGAAGAAAUGCGUAGACAAUCUUUACUAGUAACAGGGUUUCAUAUUGCUCCACCCACCAAAGAGGAUGAUUACACAACAGAUUACUAUUACAACGGAGAACGGGAAGACUACAAUCGACAUAGUGAUUCGUCCAUCAAUACUAAUUCGGAAACAUAUUCUUACAAAAACUCAAAUUCGACAGAGAACACAAACCUGGAUGAAGAUGAAGAAGAUGAACGCAAGCAUUAUGAGCCUUAUCAAGAAGCAGUUGUGCAAGAACAUCGCACACUACAACACGAUGUAAUUGAGGAGGAAGAAGAUGAUUAUUAUUCCACCAACCUUCAUGUCGCUCCCAAUAAAACGAGAGGAGAAAGUAGUUACUACCAUGGAGGCCAGUCAGAUAACGAACAAGAAGAAGGUGAGAUUGUGGUAUUUAUGGAUCAGUUCUCUACGCCGUCUCCUGCAGUAGAAAGGGAACAUGAUGCUUCGUAUUACAACUCCAAUAAACCGUUAACGAAUUUUUCUGCAUCCACCUUGUCGGUUAAUCAAAGAGACGAUGACGAGAUUUCUUUAAUCAAGGUGCCUUCAAGAACUGUUGCCAUUGCUGAAGUGGGCAGUAAACAAGAGGAUGUGCCUCACGAUCCUAAUAAUCCCCGCGUGGAAGACAUUUCGCAUUACAUGAAUAAAUUGCCAGCGUUUGAAAAACAUAAUAGCGAAUCUGCUGUUCGUGGCGGAUCUGCUUUUGACACAUCGGCGGUAGAAGGAGGAUUGGAAAACGAGUCUGUUGUGAUGAAACGUGCUAUCUCUACAACACAAAUACCCGGACAACCCGUAGAGCAAAGUCGUGGAAUUCCCAAUGCACAUGAAAUCAAUAGUGAAUUUUUAGCUGCGGCAGUAGAGAAAAGACCGAGCCAAGAUGACCGGAAGAUCAGUAUGUCAUCCUUGGAAGCAUCAAGUUUUGGAAAGAUGUAUAUUGGUGUAAGUGGAGCACAUAAUAUGUUACUGCCCUUGCCCAAGGAAAUUACAUAUGUGAGAUGUGUAAUUAGUGAUGGUGAGUAUGAAUACAUGUCGCGUUACGAAGUUUUGGGUCAUCAAAUCUUGAUGGAUUACGAAUGCGUGAUCGAUACGCGUCCCGGUAUGAUCAUUACUGUCUCAUUGCAUGUACGACCUGACUAUCAUGUGAAACCUCGCACUGGCUGGAGUCGAUGGUUCACAUCAAUUCGAAAACAAAAAGAGCAUUUAUCCGGCUAUGUCCAUCCCGAAGAUGGAGCCAUCGGACAGACUCGAUUUGCUGUUGAUCAUAUGGUGCCGGGAUGUUAUAAAAAGACAUAUGAGGCGCAUUUUGAUUGUUUCAAUUCGUGGUAUGCUAGAACUACACGCGAAAGAGCUCGACGAGAACAGUUUGGUGAUGACGAAGACUUUUUGAAAAUUGUUGGAAAAUUGAAUGUCGAAAUGUUGUACUUACCCGUCUCGAAUCCAUCUGUACAAGUGCCACGAAGUUUAAGAGAGUGUGAUCUGACCUUAAAGAUUCGACAGUGGCAUGAUACAUGCUGGCAAAGUGGCUUCUUAUCCACACGGCGACAAGGAUUAAAAAUUUGGGAGCGCCAUUAUUACAGAUUAAUAGGUAGCCAACUUAUUGGAUACACAUCGGAUGGUGGGGAUCGACAAGUGUGGGAUCAUUACAACAUGUCUGAUGUGAUACGACUUAGUGCAGCAGCCGACAAAGUGAUUGUGACGCUACUGGGAGAUAGUGAGGAAGAUAAAGUAUUUGGUCAUGAGUCUAUCCAUGCUGAAAACCAUAAAGGCUUCUUCAGAUUAGCCUUCCCAGAUUAUCAUUUGGAUUGUGUGAGUGACGAUCUGGAUGAAAGUGAAGAAUGGGUCAAGACAUUGAAAUCUAUGAUAGGACGCGUGCCUUUACGUCUACCCUUUUCCGAUUAGAAAUAUUUAUUGUACAUAUACAUAAACACUAUUUUUUUUAUUAUUAUUAUU
Molecule: messenger RNA, 5616 nt
Organism: Mucor mucedo
Lineage: Eukaryota; Fungi; Mucoromycota; Mucoromycetes; Mucorales; Mucoraceae
Exons: 5
Coding region: 34-5565 (1843 amino acids)
Molecular function (GO): GTP binding
Source: RefSeq, a predicted model, not a curated record